GUAAAUAUGUGUAAAAAUUCGCCGUGUAUGAACAAUGGCAUUUGUAGCCAAAGUGAUGCACAUGGAUACCAGUGUAAAUGUUCGCCUGGAUUUACCGGAAGAAAUUGCCAAACAGAUAAUAAUCCCUGUCGUCCAAGUCCUUGUCAAGGGAAAUCUACAUGUUUUGCAAUCAGAGCUCAUACUUAUCGAUGUCAAUGCCCUCAGAAUCGAACUGGAAGAAUUUGUGAAACCCAUUUAAAUCUCUGCCGCAUUUCACCAUGCCGUAAUGGGGCAAAAUGUAUUAACAGCGGACUGAAUAAUUACCGAUGUCAAUGUCUUCCCGGCUACACAGGAAAAAAUUGCCAAAUAAAUACAAAUCGAUGUAGAAGUGGACCAUGCUUGAACAAGGCAAAUUGUAGCAACGUUCAACCUGAUAGCUAUCAAUGCCAUUGUCAACCGGGUUAUACUGGGAAAAUUUGUCAAACAGAUUUAAAUUCCUGCCGUAGUCAUCCAUGUUUGAGUGAUGGAACAUGUAUUAAUACCAGAGCAAAUCGAUAUAAAUGCAAUUGUCGACCAGGUUUCACCGGAAAAAACUGUCAACGAGAUGUACGCGAAUGUGACAGCAAGCCUUGUAAGAAUCAAGGUUCUUGCCAAGAAAUCAUGGGAGGCUAUUCCUGUCACUGUACUGAUGGAUAUACAGGUCGACAUUGUGAAAGUGAAAUAGAUGAAUGUAAUAGUGGGCCAUGCUAUCAAAAUUCUACCUGUAUCGAUAAGGUAGCUGGUUAUCAAUGUCAAUGCCAAGCAGGGUAUACUGGUCAAAAUUGCCAAACACAGAUUAACGAAUGUCUUAGUCAACCAUGUCAAUAUGGUGGAACUUGCAUUGACCAAAUUGCUAGUUAUUAUUGCCAAUGUCCUUCUCAUGUCACAGGCGUUCAUUGCCAAACUGAUAUUGAUGAAUGCCGCAGUUUUCCAUGUCAGAACGAUGGUGAAUGUAUUAAUGUACUUGGAGGUUAUCAAUGCCAAUGCUUAAGCAAUUUUACAGGCCAAGAAUGCCAAUCCGACGUUAAUGAAUGUACCCAAAUUCACCUUCCCAAUACUAACAUUAAACCUUGUCAAAAUGGUGGUACAUGUGUCAACUCGUUUGGAAGCUACUAUUGCCAUUGCCCUCCAAAUUAUACUGGAGAGGUAUGUCAGCAAAGUUAUGAUAUUUGUGAAUCAGAACCUUGCCAAAACGGUGGGCAAUGUGUAGUAGAAUCAACUGGGUAUCGAUGCAAUUGUUCAACUACAGACUAUAAAGGCAAUCACUGCCAGACAGGUAGGAUAGAUUACAUUUUAUGA
Trichoplax adhaerens is the source of this 1317-nucleotide messenger RNA. RefSeq lists its product as uncharacterized. The annotation marks the transcript as partial. The record is from RefSeq and is a predicted model, not a curated record. Gene Ontology annotation, biological process: axon guidance. The transcript has 6 exons. Gene Ontology annotation, molecular function: calcium ion binding. NCBI's taxonomy places the organism in Eukaryota, Metazoa, Placozoa, Uniplacotomia, Trichoplacea, Trichoplacidae.